Helicoverpa zea (corn earworm) is the source of this 919-nucleotide messenger RNA. RefSeq lists its product as uncharacterized. The record is from RefSeq and is a predicted model, not a curated record. NCBI's taxonomy places the organism in Eukaryota, Metazoa, Arthropoda, Insecta, Lepidoptera, Noctuidae. The transcript is spliced from 4 exons. Bases 282 to 845 code for a protein of 187 amino acids.
ACUCAAGAACAUACGCGUUCCUAUCAGAUAAACUGCUUUCACAAUAACCUAAAAAAUACACCCAAAAAUAAUCGAGGUGAUACCCAAACAGUUUAUUUCCUAAUGGUUCAUUGGUCAUCGUUAUCGACAUCAACCUUUUAUCAGAUAACUGAUAAUGCUGGUUAAACUUAUUAUCAGAAACAAACCCGACGCACGCGAUACUCUUCGAGUCUUCUAAACAAUUUUUUGUGAAACUGUAAAUGUUAUAAUUUGAAAACAAAGUGUAAGUGGCUGAAGUGACAAUGGGUUUCGAAUUGCCGAGGUACAAUAAGUGCUGUUACUGUAUUCCUCUGAAGAUUGGCGUGUUACUCAUUGGAUAUGUGUCUAUUAUAGCCUCCUGCCUAACGCUGGCCACAGUCUCGUGGUCAAUCUUCAAAGUGUCGGAGUUUGUCCAGGACAGCAAAGACAGGCCGAACCCGCAGCAUCCUCCCAACGAGGUGGCGAGGGCGGCACUGGGCCUGUACCUGUCCUUCGCCUACUAUCUACUAGUGUUCCUGUUUAAUGUCACUAUUAGUAUUAUUUUGGUGAUUGGGACUCAUACUGACAAGCCGCAUUACUUGCGGUUCUACUUCAAGGCGGUGAUGUUUCUGUUCGCUCUGAGCGUGGUGCUGGUGGUGGUCACCUUCGUAUUCAUGGGCUUCUUCGCUACGCUGCCCGUGCUUAAGUGGUCUUUUACGCUGCUGAUUUGUAUGAUCAUCGUAAGAAGUUAUUACCUGGUGCUAGAAGAGAGGGAGAAACAGCCAGCGCCUUUUGAGUUGCAGCCUUACAUCCCUGUACGCCAGGUGCCGCCACAAGGCAUGGCGUGACCAUAAACUAUUGUUUUAUUUAUUUAUUGUAAGCAUACGAAGUAGUUAUUUUUAAAUAAAACCCAUUUUUACUA